Messenger RNA from Engraulis encrasicolus (European anchovy), 845 nucleotides. It is a transcript of the gene c9h8orf34, whose product is annotated as chromosome 9 C8orf34 homolog. NCBI's taxonomy places the organism in Eukaryota, Metazoa, Chordata, Actinopteri, Clupeiformes, Engraulidae. The transcript is spliced from 8 exons. The record is from RefSeq and is a predicted model, not a curated record. The annotation marks the transcript as partial.
UCCUCCUCAUGGCGUCCCAACAACAGUCGAGAAUCCAGUCCUACCUGGAGAAGAACAAGAUCGGACCUUUGUUUGAGGAGAUGAUGACGAAGUUGAUAACGGAGACUCCAGACCAGCCAAUCCCCUUCCUCAUCAGCCACCUGCAGAGCCGAUUGGACAGCCCCGGGAAACUACAGAGGGCACUAUCCGGCUCCGCCGCCCUGUGGGCAGACACCGGUACUGCAGAGAGUAAAGGCGGUCGUGGUGAGUGUCGGGGACAUGAGAAGCCGUGGCAGAUCCACCCCAAGAAGCCCAAGAAGUCCAAAAGUGACCUGGCCAUGUCCAACAUCUCCCCACCCUCCCCAGAGUCCAAAUCACUUCCGCGUACCAAUGAUCGUCCGUCGUGGGACUGGCGUAACAGUCGGCCGGAGAGUCACGACUUCGAUGAGCUGAAUCACAUCCUGCUGGAGAGCAAGAAGCUGGGGAAGGCUUUGGAGAACCUCUCACGCAGUAUUGCGGAGUCGGAUGACCAGGACCUGUGUCUGUAUGGUACGUCCCUGCUGAGGCCGCGCGUGGUGGGGGAGUGGGGCCGCGAGGAGAACGACUCGGAUCCUCUAGCCGCCGAGAUGCUGCAGCCGCCCGUCCCCAGAGCCAAGACGGAGACCAGCGAGGAGAGCAGCCCUGCCGGCAGAUUAAAAAUAGCCUGGGGUAAUAAGGGUCUUCGUCAGCAGCAGCAGCACCAUAAGAAGCUCCUGGCCGCCAUGCUGUCCCAGGAUUCCUUCGACUCCAUUCCGAGCUCCGCCCCUUCCGUCACCGAGGACGACAUCGAGGAUGAAGACGACGCCAUGGAGCUACUGGGUGAGGGG